Messenger RNA from Salvia splendens (bonfire salvia), 1146 nucleotides. RefSeq lists its product as uncharacterized. The record is from RefSeq and is a predicted model, not a curated record. Gene Ontology annotation, molecular function: catalytic activity. The transcript is spliced from 2 exons. The coding region runs from base 1 to 1146 and encodes 381 amino acids. Lineage: Eukaryota; Viridiplantae; Streptophyta; Magnoliopsida; Lamiales; Lamiaceae.
AUGGGUGCACGGGCCGACAUGGAUACGGGUGGUGCCACCAACCUUCCCUUGGAGACCGUGACGAACCAAGGAGUGGGUAUUGCAAAUUCGCCUACCCAAAACGUUCUAAAGAGAUUAAUUAAGUACCAUAAUGUUCAUGUUCUUGCAAUAACGGAGCCACUCACAAACCCUAACCCGGAGCGGUUCUCUAGGGCUUUGGGGUUGGCUUUCAAACGCUCAAAUUCUAACGGGAAAAUUUGGAUUUUUGUUGAGGAGGGUGCAAACUUCGUCGUGGAGGAUGACUCGGACCAGGUGCUGCAUGGCCGCUUUUCAUCCCCACGCCUCGCAAGCCACAUCUUGGUCUCAACCGUCUACGCCAAUUGCACAAGGACGGAGAGACAACACCUCUCGGAUAAGCUAAGGGUAAUCCCGGCCAUCUCCGAGGGCACCCCUUGGAUCGUCGGAGGGGACUUUAACACUAUCUUAUCCCCACAAGAAAGGGUCGGUAGCAACACCAACCGACAAGCCGAGAUGAUUGAUUUCGCCGAGGCAAUUGAGGACUGUAGACUCCUCGACCCCGGGUUCGACGGGUUGGCUUACACAUGGGCGAAGAAUGGCCUCUUGGAAAGGCUUGAUAGAGUUUUGGUUAGUGAAGCUUGGCCACAAAUCUUUGAGGCGACGCGAGUCACCAACCUUCCACGGAUUGCGUCGGAUUAUGGCCCGGUUCUGGCUAGGGGCUGCGGGACACAACGAUAUACCAGAGGGAAGGCCUUGAGAUUCCAAAAUAUGUGGAUCCGUCAUGAGGGCUUCUUGGAUCUUGUACGAGAAGCUUGGACGCAAACCACUGAGGCUGUGGGGCUGCUCAACCUCCAGCUUAAGCUUGCGAGAACCAAGAAAAUACUCAAGCAGUGGAAUAAGGAAGUAUUCGGGAACAUACAUUCCAAUCUAAGGGAAAUGGAGGACAAUGUGGUCGCGGCCCAGUGUGAGUUUGAGGCGAACCCCUCGCCCGCGAAUAGAGCCUUGGUGAACAAGCAUAUUGCUCAAUAUAUCCUUCUCCUCAAAAUGGAGGAGGACUACUGGCGCCAGAAAGCGACAAGAACACGAGAUUCUACCAGAGCUGGGUCAAACAGAAGAGGAUACGGUUACGCAUACAUAAGGUCUCGGUGA